Molecule: messenger RNA, 1965 nt
Organism: Seminavis robusta
Lineage: Eukaryota; Bacillariophyta; Bacillariophyceae; Naviculales; Naviculaceae
Source: the annotation of a GenBank genome assembly
AUGAGACAAAGGUAUAGGCAGAUGCUGCUUCCUCGGAUAAUCCUGUUGUUGGCUCUGUUUGAGUGCUGCCACUCAUUUCUGUCCACAAGUAGUAAAAGUGCCAGAGCACCAAGAUCAUUGCUCUACGCCGAACAACGCCCCGUGAUUGCAGUGGUGGGUGGAGAUUUGGCAGGGGUUGUGUCGGCUUGUACCAUUGCUCAACAUCAACAACAGCAGAAACACCAACCAGCCCAAGUGUGGCUCUUGACGGGACAUGCACAGAUCCUGGAGGGUUUGGUGGCUACGGCACCGAUUCUACCAGAUUUGACUCUGGAUAAUCGACAGCUGAUUGAACGAUUUGGAAGUGGAGGACGAGAGCUGGCGGGGAUUUUGGCCAAGCAAUGCACUCCUCUCAAAGCCAAGGAAUGGCUAGAAGAACAGGGGGUCGUGUUACAAGAAGCAGGCGAUGCCACUGGAACAGCGACUCUGGUGGGCGAGACAGCACUGAACGUUCAUCCAAAAUGUGAUCUGAGGCAGAAAUUAAUGGACACUUUGGACACGUGUCAGGUGAAAGUCGAGACAAAUGUUAAGGUCGCUUCUAUAUCCUACAAUAAACCUGGAUUCACUAUUACGAGAGGUGACCAAGGGUCCAACUUGGAGGUGGAUGUUGUCGUGCUGGCAGGAGAUUAUCAAGAGGUGCCCAACACUCCAAUCUAUGCCACCACUGGAAAGGGCAGCACGACUUCCGCCACAUCGUCAAAGAAAAAGACCAUCGAUCUCGACUCCCUAUUGGCGGAAAUCGAGGACGAACCAAUGUCGCUCAAGGACCAAAUGAAGCUGGAAGAGAAACGAAAAGGCGACGCCAAAAAGAAAAAGAUGGACUCGCUCAUACACGCCAGCGGUGGUAGUGCCGACAUGGAAAGUCUUUCCAAACAGGAGCAACGAACACUAGCCAAGAAACGGAAAAAGGAAGCCAAGAUUCAAAAACAGCAACUGAAGCAAUCCAAAAAGGGACCAUCCGCGGGCUCGACAAGCAGUAGGGAGCUGUCGGAUGAUAGAGACGAAUAUUCUCCUGACAAAGAAGAAGACUCCGAGGAAUUGCCCGCUAUCGACAAAACCACUCGUUCUACAGCUGCUAUCAACGCACUGGAACUGGCGACAGGGCUUGGACAUGCCACCACAAAAGAAUCUAUCGGAAUGUUCAGUUUCAUGUUCCCCACGAGGGGUAUCCUAGAGGGAUGUGCCAAGGCCAUUGUGCCCAAAGCCAGGCUGAGAUGCAGACUUGACAACAACAGCGCAAAAGGACCCAAUCGUCUUCCCAAAUGGGAGGGCCCCCUCUUGGUGUCACAAGGGGAGAUCGCUGGACCUGCCGCUUGGAGACUGUCAACUUUGAUUGCCCAGGAUAUGGCUGCGGCAGGCAAUCAAGGUACCGUUCAAAUCCACUUUGCCCCAGACAUUGGUGGCGUAGAAGAGGUCGAGGCGGCAUUGAUAGAAUCGGCCAAUCCAGUUGCUAGCGUGCUCAAAGCGCCCUGCCCUUUGUUGCAUCGAGAGAUUGAUUAUGACGAUUAUGACAUGGAAACGGGAGACUUUAAAAGUAUUGAGUUUCCGUUGGUGCCGAAGCGGCUAUGGGGCAACUUGUGCCGACAAGCAGGAAUUACCACAAACAAGCUGAAAUGGAAAGACCUGCCUCCCGCCAAUGUACAAGCUUUGGCACGUUUGUUGGUCGACAGUUCGCUGCCAAUCACAGGAAUCCGUCCACACGACAAUGUAUGGGCAGGUGGAGUAAGCUUGAAAGAUAUCAAUAUGGCUGAAUGCCAGAGUCAAAACAUCAAGGGGCUGUUCCUUUGUGGGUCUGCUAUUGACGUGCAUGGUUUCAAUGGAGGCUUCAAUGCACUUGCUUGCGUCGCUACAGGCUUUGUGGCAGCAUCUCAUAUCAUGAAGCUGGUUGGUGAAGAUGAGAAUGAAGGAGAUGGAAGCCAACAAUGA